Messenger RNA from Orbicella faveolata, 5257 nucleotides. RefSeq lists its product as uncharacterized. Lineage: Eukaryota; Metazoa; Cnidaria; Anthozoa; Scleractinia; Merulinidae. The record is from RefSeq and is a predicted model, not a curated record.
CUUCUCAACUUCAUUCAAACUGAAGUUUUCUUUGCGUUGAUUAAACCUAGAAUCGAUUUAAACGUCAUGUUUGUGUGAGAGCAGAUGAAAUCUACUCGUAUUUAAAACUCAACCAUUGGAAGAUUGCGAACGCAUCCGAAAUUUACGAUCGCAGUACGUAACGGAAAUGCGACAAUAGUUCUUGAAAUAUUUGGUUGCAUUUAUCGAAUAAGAUAUACAGGACAGUGGCACAGUACUGGAGGUCUCUUUCAGGUGUUUUAUGUGACGUAUAAAGCACGCUUUCUUUUGUUUUGGAUCUUGAGCGAUUUACUUCGUAUGUCGUUCUCAGAAAGCAACCGAGAGACUGAAUCAUUUCCGCCGAACGUGCGUUACAAAAAACUAAGUAUGGUCGACGCUUAGCGGUGUGGUUGCCAGAUAGACUGCCUAGGCUUAUAAACAAUCUUUAAGCGAGCACAAAGGCUCUUUAGAAGGGGUCUAACGUGAAAAUGGUGAGCUAUAAUUAACAGUGUCCAGUAACCCGGUAAAACAGUCAAAACGCACUAAAAAUUACAUUGGAACGCUUUGCGCUUUUGGCCUUCAGGCAACGAAACGUCCUUUACGGAGUUCACCUAAACAAAAGCGACGACGCUACGCCAGUUGAACCCAUUUUGGAUAUGUAACUAAUGUUUUCAUGUCUCUUCAUGCAAAUGAAGGCGUCUGAAAAUCCCUUAGGCGUAGAUACCUUGUACGUGAACAUCAAACCCAUAGAAAGAACGACGAAAGCGAAAUUUUCGCUUAUCCUCAUAAAUUGCAAAAGUAUAAUUUUAUGACAGCAGGUUAAAAACGUUACCUCAGCUUUACUUUCGAUUAUGCGUAUAUCAAAUCUAAUACCUGUCACAUUUAUUGUCAGACAGAUGCCGGAAUAAAAGGUCUCAAAUGCUUUGUACACAGAACGUUCUUUCUCUGAGAAAACAAUCAUAAAGUUCAAAGAUUUGUUUUAUUGCGAAAACUGAAAGCGAACGACAAUUUGCCCCCAAGAAAGGAUUAGCUAUGAAAAUGUCGCUGCAGUUGUCGAGCCUCCUUGCCGAAUUUUUCACGCUCAUUAAUAAUGUAAUACCACGGUCGGUCGCACCCAAAUGGUCAAAAAAUAUUGGUAUUGUUGUACGUUGGGUUUUGAUAGGUCCUGACAAGUUACCAGGCGUGCAUACAGCGAGUCAGUUUUUGAUGAAUGUAAAUAAGUUUUUCUCUUCGAUUAUUUGCAUUCAGUCAUCCGUAUUUUUAGAAAAGUUCGACAGACAACCACAAGGGUGGAUUGAAGGAAAUUCAAAUGAGAUUUGUGCGCGCUUUCGGAAAAUUUGUGUCUUUGACAACAAUAAUGUAGACUGGGGCUUCCGUGUGUCGAUUGCGGUAACGACGGUAUGGCCAAGAGAGAGGCGAGUUCACCACGACAAAGAUUGUUUUUAUUGGCGCAACUUAUUUGAAGUUUAUACAGACUACAUCGACUGAAGUAGGGAAAGAUAAUUUGAUGAAAGAAGCCACUACUGCAUCGCUGUCAGUGUUCUCCGAACGAUCUUGUCGCAGCCAUAUGGAACAUGUCUUCCUUCUGGGAAAAAUUGGCACAGCCUCUUCCAGAUCCAUCAAGGCAAGGACGUAACGCUUCUGCCAUCUUUGGGGCCAGCCCAAGUUUCGGACUAUAUCCGGCAGAGACUAAGCCUCAGUUCAGACCAGCCCCACCCAAAAGAGUCCCUGAACCCAAGAAGGUCAAAAGGAGUAAUAGUGAUGUAGCGCUCAGAAAAAGAUCCAAUCCAAGGCGGAAGUCAGGAGAUUUUAGCCAAGUGAGGAAACGCAGUGAAAGUGAGAGUGAAAAUCAUUUGAACGGCGUAACUUGUAACGGAAAAACUGUUUCCACUUCGAUACUGUGUUCUGGAUCAAAAGGGAGUGAUUGCGCCGACACAGUCGCCGAUAGCGUCUGUUCAUUACCCGAACAGUCGCAAGAUCCAAACGAUUUCUCCAACAGGUAUCCGCUGUUUAUUCAAGUCAAUAACGGUUCGCAAACCGCAAGUAAAGCGCGCAUUGUAAAACCCGUUGGCAGGGCAUCAAAUCAAGGUUCUUACAAACAAGACGCUGCUCAAGACAAGCAGUCAGUCCGGCCUAGAAGAAGCGCCAGUUUUUCAGCGCCUAAAAAAACAGCUACUCCAUCCAGACCCUCUCAAUCAAGCCAGCCGGCCCAGGAUACGUUGAAAAACGGAAACCUGCGCCGUGAGAAGAGUGAUAUCGUCAGACCUCGCCGUACGCGAUCGCCAUCUAAUAGAACUGCUAUCCCGAGUCCCGCUCGGUCAGUCUCUUCUUCUAGUCUUAAGCAGGACAAUAGUUUAGUAAGCCCACGCUCUCAAUCGCCAGCUGGUCUUCGGCGUGAACACAGUGACGUCACCAAACGUCGCGCACCGCCAAGUGUAAGACGGGAAAAAAGUGACAUUGUUCGACCAAGAGGCCAACUAAGAACUAACUCACCUACUGUGAGUAAUGAAAAUUUAGAAGGCGACAUAAGUAGGUCGUCAAGUAACAGAAGUUUAACUUCAAGUCCGUUGAGUAAAUCACCGUCAAAGAGUUCAAUUGAAGGCAGUCGAUCUCGUUCAGGGAGUAGCAGCGAGAUGUCGAAGAUUCCGUCUCUUGUUCGAUCGCCAGCAAGUGCUGGAAAAACAGACUCGCACGUUUCUCGUAUUCCUUCUCUCACGAAGAGAAACAACAGCGAAGAACGUACUCCUCCCAAGAGUAGGAUUCCAUCUUCAACUAAAGGCGACAAGGCUCAAGAAGUCGCCCAGAAGUCUCAGUUGCCCACAGCCGGCCGGAAAGACAGCGCCUCACAGAAGGACAAGGCGGCAAGCAAGAUUCCUUCAUCUGCAGCACUGUCACAAAACAGACCUGACUCAGCGAAAGAAAACAAAGAUCCUACCGCUGCAAGUGUGCCAAAUGGACAUGAACCAGUUAAACAAGUGAGCAAAAUCCCAUCUUUCUCCAAGACUGGCAUUCCCAAGUCGAAAAUUCCGUCUGUAGCACGAAAAGACAGCCGCAACGAAGAACACCCGGCACUGAACGGAGAAGGACAAACACAUUCUUCGGUAAUUCGUAGUCCAAGUGAUGCUACCAAGAGUAAGAUCCCAGGUGUGUCUUCACCCCCGCAAGGAACUGGCAUCCCAAUGGGUGUCAGCAGGAUCCCGUCAUUUACAAAGUCACCAUCAUCAAUUAAAACACCGGAAUCAAAGCAACCCAGCCCUGGAGGGUCCAAAUCUUCAGAACCAGACGGACCACCAGCAAACGUGUCACGCAUUCCAACGUUUCCUUCUACGCCCCCAAAUAGGACCCCUGAGUCAAAGGUUCCUGUUCCUGGAGGGUCCAAGAUUCCAGAACCUAAAGUCUCUACCAAGUCUCCGCCGAGCUCGUUACCAGUCGCUUCGAAGGCAAGUGGGAUACCAAAGCCGGGGGAAAGCAGGAUUCCUGGGUAUGCUGGCGAAAAAUCGACACGAAAAAUUUCAAGUACAGAAAAAGAGACUGUAGCGACAGGAUCACCAGUGGCUUCCUCGCCUGUGGAGACUAAGAGCAAAAUUCCUUCGCUUCCCAAGCAGACGGCGAUUUCUAAGCCAAACGGAAACGAGCAAACUGCUUCCAAACCUAGAACUGGUAUACCAACGCUAGGUGGGAAGCGACCCUCUAUCGAUCAAGACUCACCAAGUCAGGAGGAACCUGCCACUCCUCCAAGCACACCGAUUCGCGAGAAUUUCUCUUCAGAAUCGCCCUUAGAUAAAUACAUUUUCACCGAGGCUAAGAAAAUGGAACAGCUUCUGCGCGAUGAACCCAUUGAGGUAUCGGUACCGGCGGAAGAUUUCGACGACGACGACGAGGAAGAGUUUCUGCGCCAAGAAAAAGAAAUUGAAGAAGAAGAAGAGAAAGAGCACGAGAAAGAACUACACAUGUUGGACUCAAAAGAAGCCGAGGACUUGAUCAGCGAAGUUUUGAAAAGUUAUGCUCCUGACAUUAACAAAGAAAACCAGCCAGAACUGGAAGAGGUUUCUACUGUGAAAGAUGACAACAGAAACUUUAAAGAAAUGGUGAAUAUUGAUGACAUCGUGCCAAAACCAACCAAAAGCGAAAAUGAGCUGCCGACAAAAUUAGAGGUGAAGGAAGAGAAGGUAGAUAACGCCCUCAGCGAAAUUAAAGUUGAUUCGAAGGAAGUGAAGGAGAAUGGCAUUGCAGAGACAAGGAAAAUAGCUGAAGUCCAGGAAGAGAAGGCCAAGAAAUCAGAAGGCAAGAAUAACGUACCAGACCUUAAAAUUGCCAUUCCAACCGAAAAGGUGGUUGAAAAUGAGAAGGAAGAAAAAGUCGAGAAAGAAGCACCAAAGAGCGAAGGGCCUGCAAUUGAUACGUUGGGUGAAUACGCCCAGCAGGCCAGGCGGUCGCGCAGUCGGCAGCGAAAAAUUGUAAGCCCUGAUUCAGAAGAACCCGAGAAAGAAUUUGUGGCGGAAUCUGUGAAAGAAGUUGAAAAAGAACUUGAAAAGCAAACACCUAAGGAAUCAGAGAACAGUACGCACAAAGAGCAGCCCAAAAAGGACAUCAAAAAGGACAAAUAUGGGACAGCUCCCUUUGAAAGCGAGAAGAAACCUAAAGAAGCUUCAAAAUCGGCGAAAUCAAAAUUGAAGAGCGACAAGCCGAAAUUUCUCAUUGAGUCGUCGCUGGGAAAAGAUUUCUACGCCACUCGGAAAUCAAAUGAGAGCAUGGAGUCGCGAGACAGCGUGCAUGAUGAUGUCGUGAAAUCCUCAUUCAAACCUGAACUGUCCGCUCUUGUAUUCGAAAAUAAGGUUGUUGAAAAACCCUUGACAUUAAAACGGACAGAGGUGCCUUCAGUUGAAGAAGCCGUCAGUUUGGAGGAGGCGGAGUUUGAAGACGUUGACUUGAGGUCAGAGCAAGCAUUAAAGAAUGAACGGCGUGAAAUUUCAAGGAGUGUAGAUACACUUGACGAAAAGACUGUGAAAUGCAUGUGUGGACGAGGCGGCAAAUGUUCUAUAAUGUAGCGAGGAAAAACAACUGAACAGUGUGAGACAUUCAGUUCUUUUUCUUGUAUAUUUAGAGCUCAAUUACAAUGUGAAAAGUGUUACAGAGACGAUUGAAUCACCUUCACUUUUAAUUCAAAACUUAGUUGCAUAUCUUCGUGUUGGUGUUUGAAGAUGACUAGGUUUAGCAUGAGUUUAUACUUAACAUUUACUAUUAAAAUUCUGUAAUCAAC